GAAUCAAUCGCCGUUUUCUCUAUCUUCUUCCUUCCCUCUUCUCCGCAACUCUCCAAUUAGUCUCUGAAGAUAACCAGUCUAUGCUCUUCUAACUUCACUCUGUCUCUCUACCUAUGGGCUCUACUUCCACACUCUCUCUCUACUCUCAUCCAAAAAUUUCCUUUCCUGCACAGCCUCUGAAGCGCGCACGCGAAGCUGUGGGCGGCGCAACGAACUAUUGUGCGCCGGGGGUGCUGUUUCCUGCUACUCCACCAUAUAUCAGUAGACGAAGGUGUUGGAGAUCAAAAAGCUUAGUUGUAAGAUCGGACGGUGGUCCGCGAAGGCCGGCGAGUAAUCGGAGGGUUUACAAGCAGUCUCAGAGCCAAGCAGCUUCUUUUCCUGUAAAGGAGAUUGCUUCCUUUAUUGUUCCAGCUGGAGCUUUUGUUGCCAUUACUUUUGUUCUAUGGAAAUUGGUGGAGAAAAUCCUUCUUCCAAAACCACGAAGUUCUUCGUCUCUGGAAAACAAACCUUCUACACAAGGAAUGAAGUGGUCCUUCUCUCCUGGCACAAAUUUAUUAUCAGGUUUCGGUGCAAAGGUUGAGAGGGAGUCCAGACAAAGACUCAAUGAAUUGGCCGAAGAACUUAGAGCAUUCCGAAGUGUUGACAUGUCAGGUAUUAACUUUGGAGAUGAAGGACUAUUUUUUCUUGCCGAGAGCUUGGCAUACAAUCAGACUGCAGAGGAAGUAAAUUUUGCUGCUAAUGGAAUAACUGCAACUGGAUUGAAAGCCUUCGAUGGUGUUCUUCAAUCAAACAUUGUACUGAAUACUCUUGAUCUAUCUGGAAACCCCAUUGGAGACGAGGGAGUUAAGUGCCUAUGUGACACACUGGUAGAUAAUGCUGGGAUUCAGAAGCUCCAGCUGAACAGCACAAACUUGGGUGAUGAGGGAGCGAAGGCUAUUGCUGAGAUGCUGAAGAAAAAUUCAAGUUUACGCGUUCUUGAACUUAAUAAUAAUGUCAUUGAUUAUUCUGGAUUUACAAGUAUUGCUGGAGCACUCCUGGAAAAUAAUACUAUACAGAUUCUGUCUUUAAAUGGCAACUAUGGUGGUGCUUUGGGGGCUGCUGCUCUGGCUAAAGGGCUGGAGAGAAACAAAUCUUUGAGGGAACUCAUUUUGCAUGGAAAUUCAAUUGGAGAUGAAGGUGUUCGCGCUCUUAUGUCUGGUUUGUCUUCACAUAAAGGGAGACUUCAACACCUAGACAUUGGAAACAAUUCAAUUAGCUCAAAAGGUGCCUAUCAUGUUGCUGAAUAUAUCAAGAGAACCAAGAGCUUAGUAUGGUUGAACAUGUACAUGAAUGAUAUUGGAGAUGAGGGAGCAGAGAAAAUUGCUGAGGCUUUGAAGCAGAAUCGAACAGUAACAAACAUAGAUCUGGGGGGGAACAACAUCCAUGCAAAGGGGGCCAGUGACAUAGCUCAAGUUCUCAAAGAUAAUUCUGUCAUUACCAGUUUGGAAAUUGGUUACAAUCCAAUUGGACCAGAUGGAGCAAAAGCUUUAUCUGAAGUUCUUAAGUUUCAUGGAAAUAUAAAGACCCUCAGUCUUGGUUGGUGUCAGAUAGGAGCAAAGGGUGCAGAGUUCAUAGCUGACACUCUGAAAUACAACUCUACCAUAUCAACUCUGGACUUGCGAGCCAAUGGACUUCGAGAUGAUGGUGCCAUCCGUCUGGCUCAAAGCUUGAAAGUGGUCAAUGAAGCUUUGACUACCCUCAAUUUAGGGUUUAAUGAAAUACGAGACGAAGGGGCCUUUGCCAUUGCCCAAGCACUGAAAGCUAAUGAGGAUGUGAGAAUCACAAGUCUAAAUCUUGCCAGCAACUUCCUUACCAAAUUGGGACAGAGUGCUCUAACAGAUGCAAGAGACCAUGUAUACGAGAUGACUGAAAAAGAAGUCAGCGUUUUUUUCUGAACAGUUUCAAUGAAAUGUAUUCAAUAUGUUGGAAACAGGCUAUUCUUUUUUUUCAUUCUUCUUCGGGCUAGUGUUACCUUGUUAAUUUAUUAUUUGGCAUCCAUCAACUGAGUGAACACGAGAAAUUUUGGCGGUGAGAGAUCGUAGUUAGCUUUUUUUUUUGUUUUUUGUUUUUUGUUUUUUGUUUUUUGUUUUUAGUGAUAUUGAUGCAGGUUAAAA
This is a messenger RNA of Camellia sinensis, 2153 nucleotides long. Its product is annotated as RNI-like superfamily protein. Gene Ontology annotation, molecular function: GTPase activator activity; small GTPase binding. Gene Ontology annotation, biological process: activation of GTPase activity; nucleocytoplasmic transport. NCBI's taxonomy places the organism in Eukaryota, Viridiplantae, Streptophyta, Magnoliopsida, Ericales, Theaceae. The record is from RefSeq and is a predicted model, not a curated record. Gene Ontology annotation, cellular component: nucleus; cytosol; perinuclear region of cytoplasm.